UCCAUUCUCCAGUCGAAAGCUUCAUUGCGUCGACUUUCUAUACUUCGUUAAGGCCUUUUUUUUUUUAAUUAUUCAUUUUUCCAUUUGCUUUCUCAUAUUUUUUUUCUCCGUCGUUGCGCUGCGGUUGCCCUUGCCUACUCUUCGCAUUUCUGAUUUUCUUUUCAAGAAAAGAGGAAAAAACGGAAUUGAAAUCGAAGAAGAUGACGGUGAUGGAUUUGGAUCAGUGGAUAGCAAAGGUUAAAGAGGGACAACACUUGUCGGAGGACGAGCUCCAGCUUCUCUGCGAAUACGUGAAGGAAAUCUUGAUUGAGGAGUCAAAUGUGCAGCCUGUCAAUAGUCCAGUGACAGUUUGUGGUGACAUUCAUGGCCAAUUUCAUGAUUUAAUGAAACUUUUCCAAACCGGAGGUCAUGUGCCAGAGACAAAUUACAUUUUUAUGGGAGAUUUUGUGGACCGUGGAUAUAAUAGUCUAGAAGUUUUCACUAUUCUGUUGCUCCUAAAAGCAAGAUACCCUGCUAAUAUUACACUACUACGUGGAAACCAUGAAAGCAGACAACUAACCCAGGUGUAUGGAUUCUAUGAUGAAUGCCAGAGAAAGUAUGGAAAUGCUAAUGCAUGGCGGUAUUGCACUGAUGUUUUUGACUAUCUAACACUGUCAGCUAUUAUAGAUGGAACAGUACUAUGCGUCCAUGGUGGCCUUUCUCCGGACAUUAGAACUAUUGACCAGAUUAGGGUCAUUGAAAGGAAUUGUGAAAUUCCCCAUGAAGGGCCCUUCUGUGACCUCAUGUGGAGUGACCCUGAAGAUAUUGAAACAUGGGCAGUCAGUCCAAGAGGAGCAGGCUGGCUCUUUGGAUCCAGGGUUACUUCUGAGUUCAAUCAUAUUAACAAGCUUGAUCUAGUUUGUCGGGCCCACCAACUAGUGCAGGAAGGCCUAAAAUACAUGUUUCAAGAUAAAGGACUAGUUACUGUAUGGUCUGCACCAAAUUACUGCUAUCGUUGUGGAAAUGUAGCAUCAAUUUUGAGCUUCAAUGAGAAUAUGGAGAGAGAAGUGAAGUUCUUCACUGAAACUGAGGAAAACAACCAAAUGAGAGGACCCAGGACAGGAGUACCUUACUUCUUGUAGUUGGAUAGUAGUGCUUGGUUUAUUGAUAAUGAGAAUAUUUUUAAGAGGUGGUGGUGUGAUUUUCCCGGUGGGGAUUACGAAGAAAAAUGGUAAGAAUGUUUCUCAAGUGGCGAGGAUGGUAAUUCUCAGAAGACGGCUACGCACCUAGGUGAUUAUUAGGCCGAAAUUGCAUUUGCAUAGUUUGUGUUGUGUAUUAGAGAUGCUUGGAGAUUGUUACUUUUCGAUCUUUAUAAUUAAAAAAUAUGUAAGAUGAUUGGUACGUUGUUUCCAUAUGUGAGCUAGACUAAUUGUUUGCCUUUGUGGCUUAGACUAAUAGUUUUCCAAAGCUUUGGUUUUAGGCUGGUGAUAAGUUGCCUAUAGGAGAGCAAUAAUUUCUUCUUCAGUGACCAAUGUUUUGUUGUUGAUCUUAUCAUUUUGAGAGGAUCCAUAUCUGGACUUAAUUUCUGUAAAGUUUCGAUUGUUCAUUGUUA
Messenger RNA from Coffea eugenioides, 1591 nucleotides. Its product is annotated as phytochrome-associated serine/threonine-protein phosphatase. Bases 201 to 1121 code for a protein of 306 amino acids. The transcript is spliced from 10 exons. The record is from RefSeq and is a predicted model, not a curated record. Gene Ontology annotation, cellular component: cytoplasm. Gene Ontology annotation, biological process: peptidyl-serine dephosphorylation. Lineage: Eukaryota; Viridiplantae; Streptophyta; Magnoliopsida; Gentianales; Rubiaceae. Gene Ontology annotation, molecular function: protein serine/threonine phosphatase activity.